UAUAUGCGACAAGCAAAGCGCAUGGACCACUUUUGGUUGCUGCGUUUCCAUGGUGAUUUGCAGGACGAACUAGAAGUCUGUCGGGACAACAUACGUGGUUCCGAUAUGAUCAUUAUAUUAGUCAACAUGCCAACAGGCAAGUGACCGGACACACAAGUGUGAAGUUAGGGAUUUUUAUUCGUCUUACAUAAAUACAAUAAUCUUAAUCAGUACGCUUUUUGGUCGUAUACUCGGGACCGUAAAAUACUUGAAAAUGCUUAUCAACUAAAAGUCAUUGAACAUUUUUAUUUCAUUUAUUUUUAAAGGAUGCAUAAAGCAAUCGAUCAAUCAUUUCCGUUUACUUUUUCCAAAUAAUUCUAAUACAAAUAAUUGCGGCGAGUGAUCUCAGGAAUGGAGCAAAUUUGUUGAAUUUUUGAUGGUAUGGUUGCAACUAGAUACCAUUUAUGUUUUUUGAAAAUUUUUUUUCGUAAAAAAUCUAUUGAGUGAAGUAAAAAAAAUUGUAGUUAAACUUUAAAAAAAAUUAAGGGGAAAAUUAAAGGUGUCGGAUGAAUAAAGAACUACAUAUCCACAACAAUCGUAAUGUAUACAUUCCCAAUCCGGUAAUUGUAUAAUACACUUCUAGAAUAAAAUAGACUAUUUAAGCUAAUUAAAAUUAUUGAAGCUCAACCUAAAAAAAAGACAAAAAAUUCAAAUUAAAUUUAUCUUUAAAUCGUAUGUAGAUUUCAUUCACAUAACAUUUAUUGAUAUCAGUGACGCCAUCUGACAAGAGACUGUAGCCUCUCAUUUGUAAAGUAUUUUUAUUUAAAAAAUAUAUGUUAGUAAAGGAAUAUGUCAUCCGCUUACAAAAAAAAUUUAUUAAACGCUUAGCAUUAUAUUAUAGCAAUGUAAAGUUGACAAAAUAGUAAUUUUUGGAAGGAUCUCUCCUAUUCACAAUGAUAGAGUAAAAUUUUUUUCUAUUUUUGUGGGUCGAGUGUUUAUCUAGAUACGAAUCAGUUCGAUGAGUGCUAAAAAAAAAAAAAAGAGUAGUAACACACAUCAUAGUACAAUUAAUCUCUUCAUUUCCACAUCGAAGCUAAAAAGUAAACUAAAUUUAUAAAAUUUAUUAUUCCCAAAUCAACAAUUACAUUUUUACUAUAACAAGUAAAUAUUUUUUGGAUACCUUCAAAAAGUUUGUUCGUAAAUUACCAAACAUCCAACAAUAGAUAACCUAAUUUUUAUAAUGAAUUUAUGCCGUAUAGUAUAGGGCCUAUACAUUUUUCUAAUUAUUGAAAGAUAAUCUUAAGAGUGAAUAGCAAAAAAUAUUACACAAUUCUUGAGGAGUGGGUAACGAUUUUAAAAUUGUUCUAUAAAAAAAUUUGUUUUUUUCUUUGGCAUCAAGUGCCUUACAUAUUUUUUAAUGCUUUAACUUGUUAUCAGACUUAUUAUUUUAUCAUUUUAUUGUUAUCAAUUUAAUAACGAGCUAAGAUCUUUAUCUUACUCUGUGAAUAUAAUACCACAGAUCUUGUAAACAUGGAUAGGACAUUCAUAUUUGAGGACCUUGUGUUUUCGCGGUUCUGAACUGAUAAGAAAUUGAGGCCGUUUGUUUACAUUUCAAAUAUGAUAAGAGCAUAAAAUACUGUUUUAGCUUCGAUGCUAAGUUGGAAGUAUUAAUUUUACUAUGAUGUGUUUUUUUUCUGUGUCUGUUACUACUCUUUCUCAGCUCUCACUGAACUGAUUUCUUUCAACGAUACGUCAAAAGAUCACAAAUCGUAUCUAGUUGAAGACAUUACCCUCAAUAAAUGAAAAAAUUUUCCUUGUUCCCCAUUAAUGGGGGCAAUCUCCAAAAAAAUUACAAAUUUAAAAAUCGCUAAUUUUCGACAUUUUUUCAAUUUUUUUUACUUAAAACCGCCAUAACUUUUUUAUAAAUGACCAUAUCAAUAUAAUUUUUUUUUAUAUAGAUACGAGAGAUACUUACCUAUUAUUUUGUAUAUUUUUUUCAUAAAUCUGAUCCUUUACCUGCCUACAGGGGGGGAUUCAAAAUGGCAACUUUUUCACAAAAAAUUUACUUUUUCAACUUAACUUUUGAAAGUGUACCGGAAAUACUGACACUUUUAUACAUAUUUUAAAUUAAAGCUUAUGUAAUAUACUUUAUUAUACAAAAAGAAUUUUGUACUUUAUUUUACCUUCAAAAUGAAAAUUACUACCAAAUGCUAUUUUUGUGUGAAAAUUCUCGAUUUUAUUUUUUACACUUUUAACUUUAUAAUGCUAUAACUUAUUGAAAAGUGUAUGGAUCAAUACAAUGUUUUUAUGAGAAAUAAUAUUUAUAUCCCUUUUUCAUUCGACAUACUUUAUCUUAAUCAGAAUAUUAAUAAGGAAAUAGCAGAUCAUGUAGUUUGACAGAAAUUAAGAAUCUCUCAAAACCAAGUCCUGAUGUUGAGAUAAUCUGUAAUGUAACUGAAAAAAUAUUUAAACAGUACACUAAUCACAUCCAUUCAAAAAAUCCAUACAAUUUUUUUUUAAUUUAAGUUAAAACUGAACUAUAUAGAAGUUAUAACAUAUUUUCUAAAGUAACUUGUAGAGAUGAUGCUUGGUUUGAAGAUGACCACAAAAACAAUAUGAUAACUUUAAUAGUGUUGAAGUAUUUAGAUGUUAGAAUGUAUCACGAAGUUAGAAUAAGAAAUGAAGAACGCAUUAAAACAAGAGCAAAACUAACAAAAACUAUUCAUUUUAAUCACGAUUAAUUUAUGUUCAUUACUGUUUUACUAUAUAUUCUAUAAGUUUUGGAAAGAAUAAUUGUUGUAAGUUUUACAUUAUUAUACAUUACAUAACUUAUAAUAAUUAAUAAUUACUAACCAUUAAAAAAUAAAAAGUACAUGUUAUCAUGUAAUAAUGUAAACAAAUAGCCUCAAUUUACUAUCACCACAGUCUUCACUGAUAAAGCAUCAAUGUCCUAUCCAUGUUUAUAAGAUCUAUGUGUAAUACAUACUUUUUAUUUUAAGUAAUUAUAAAUUCAAUUAUACAAUACCGGCAAUGUAGUUGUUUUGAUAUACAUUAUCAAUAGAUAAUAAACUUAAAACUUAAGUAAAUAUUGGGUUAACUGAAGAAAUCUAGAUCAGUUUUCAUCAAUUGUUAUGAGUCUUAUAAAAAUGUAUUAUUCUAUGUAAUGUAUUUCAAUUUUUGUAAGGUUUAAUUAAAAAGAAAAAACAUUAAUUUGGUACAAAGUAGUUUUGUAAAAAUUAUGUUUGACUUUAUUAAAAAGUCAUUUAUAAGUACUGAUGGAAAUUAUGUCAGCCCAUUUUUUUGUAACCAGAUUAAACAAUUUGGAUAUUGUGAACAAUCUAAUCUGUGUCAGGAACGUCAUGAAAUAUGUGAAAUUUAUGACAAAAAUGUAAUUAAUAUACCAAAAAAAUGUUUCGUCUCAAUAAAACUAUUAAAAAUUAACACAGCAUCUAACUUUUAUGGUAGAAUUUAUAAGUAUAGCACUGCUAAAGAUCCUACACAAGAAAGUCAUUGGAUUAAUUUAAAUAAUUCCUUUGAUACUAUAAAAAAUGAACUUGGAAAUUUUGUAAAGUCCUCUAAGCCAAAAAUUUUGUAUAAAUACCCUAAAGUUGGUGAUUUAAUUAUGGUAGAAACUGUUGAUGUAGAAUUAUUCAGAGCAGUUGUAAUUGAAAUAAAUGGGUGGAUAAUUCAAAAAUUAAAGGUAAAACUAAUUGAUAUAGGUUCUUUUGUAGAAGUUCAUUCAUCAAAAAUAUAUGAAUUACCAGAGAGCUUAAAAAAUUAUAGUCCAGCUGCUAUAGAAAUAUGUAUAUCUUCAAUGAAACCUAUUGGAUCUGUUCUAAAUUGGCCCAUAUCAACUACUAAUAUUACUCGAAGCAUUUUAGAACCAGCUAUAGUUGCAGAUGUUGAAUUUAUUGGAAAAGUUGAAUUUUUGAUGGGAUCUACAUUGUGGGUGAGUUGGCUUUUUAUUGAACAAUGUGCUAUAUGUUCUCAUUUCAUUUGUAAAUUGUACAAGAAUCCUAUGUUAUUGCCUAAAGAACUGAUUGAUCGUAAACUUGCCGAAGAAAGCUCACAAAUUCUUAAUAAUUUAAUUGACCUUUAUAAAUCUACGAAUAUGUGGAUAGAAAAUACAGAAGUGGAGUUUGAUAAUAAAUCUUUAAUAGAUUGUAUGAAAUAUAAUAUUUCAUUAUUUUCAGCUGACGAUCAAAUCAAUGAUAUAGUGGAAGAAAUAAAACCACAGUGGGCUCAUUUAUCUAUUGAUAUAUAUCAUCAAGUAACAGUAGAUUAUAUUGAAAAUCCAAGAUGCUUUUUAAUACGUAAUAUUAAAUUUUUGGAUAGAAUAAACAUCCUACAAAAAGAUAUUAAUGAACUCUUCACUAAAAACAAUUUGAGAAAGUUGGAUGGUAUAAAAUUAGGGAAAGUUUGUUUAGCCAAAGCACCUGAUAAUGAAAACUAUAAUCGUGCUCUUAUUAAAGAGAUUUUUGAAGAUGAAACUGUAACUGUAUUUUAUGUUGAUUAUGGAGAAUUUUAUAAAGUUCAUAUUACAUCUUUAAUGGAAAUACCUUCUAAUAUAAAAUCUCAGUUACCUUUUCAAGUAAUUGAAUGUGGUUUAAGUGGUUUUAAUAAAAUCUUUGAAAAUAAUCUAACGGACCAAAAUAUUAUUGAGUAUUUAAUGCAACUCACAGAUAAUGAAGUAUAUUUAAAAGUACUUCAAUCAUCAUCAAAUUCAAUAUUAACAAAUGGACAUUUCUAUAAUGUUGUAUUAUUUAAUGAUAAAAUUAAUAUUAACCAUGAAAUGGCUUUAAAAUUUUCUGAUUGUGUUGACAAUAACCAAAUACAAAAUAUUUUAGAUGCAAAAUACCAAUAUGUUGAACAUAUUAGUGAUGAUGAGAGUAUUGAUGAUGAUGAUGAUAUUUUACAAGCACAAUAUAAAUUAAUGAAAAGUUUAUUAAAAACAACUAGUGAAGAAAUAAAAGAAAAACCUGUAAACUUAAGCACCGAAGACAAUGUUCUAAAAACUGUUCCAAAAUCAAAUUUAAAUCAUGCUAUAGAAAAUAAUAUUCAAAAUCUAAGUAAAAAAAAAAAAAAAUUGUACUGUUUAGACUGUAAUCGAUUUCCAGUUGUUCCGCGUUGUUUUUGGCAUCAAGAUGAAUCAUGGCUCUAUAUUAAACUUAAUAUUCUUUCAGUAAUCAACUACCAUAUUAAUCAUACAAUUAACUCAAUAUCAAUUUCUGUGGAAACAAAUACUGUUUCAUAUAACUUUACAGCUGUGUUGUAUGCCUUUAUAGUUGAAGAGUCAUUUAACUGUCAUGUAGUUUUUGAUGGAAUUCACAUAAAAUCCAAAAAAUUAUUUCAAACGAAAUACAAAUGGCCACGUUUAAUGAAGUGCUCAAAAAAGCAUAAGUAUAUAACUUAUAAUCCUGAGUAUGUUCUGGAGAAAUCUGAUAAAAAUGUUUGGGCAAAGCUUAUUGGCAAGUACAAGAUGAAAGCUAUAGGAAAACCUUUAAAUGUCGAUUAUUAUGAUGACAGUGAAAAUUCUUCAGAUAGUGAAGAAUAUAGUGUUUUUGAAGACUAGUCAUUAAAUAACAAUAUUUGUAUCUCACAUAAUCAUUUUUUUUUUUUUUUAUACUUUUUAUUAUAUUGAUACUAUAUUUUAUUAAAUUAAUUUAUAUAAACAUAGAAUGUUGAAAUUAUUGCAAAUAAAUGAACAAUAAAUUUUAUACUUAUUAAAAUUAUGAAAAAAG
Daktulosphaira vitifoliae (grape phylloxera) is the source of this 5720-nucleotide messenger RNA. Its product is annotated as putative ATP-dependent RNA helicase TDRD12. Bases 3218 to 5551 code for a protein of 777 amino acids. Gene Ontology annotation, biological process: transposable element silencing; germ-line stem cell division. The record is from RefSeq and is a predicted model, not a curated record. NCBI's taxonomy places the organism in Eukaryota, Metazoa, Arthropoda, Insecta, Hemiptera, Phylloxeridae. The transcript is spliced from 3 exons.